AUGGUGCAGCCUCAAAGGACGCGGUAUCUGAAAACAGGUGCCAUUGUGGGUGUCCUGUUAUUGAUGCUGUUCUGGCUAUCACCAUCCAGACCCACUGUGAGCGGUCUCAGACAAGCACAAUCGCCCUCUACUGUUCCCCUGACAGGAAAGUGUUCUAAACCUUACGACUCGUCAAAGCCAUUGAUUCAGUAUGCGCUCAUGAUUGAUGCCGGUAGCACGGGAUCUCGCAUUCACGUCUACCGAUUCAACAACUGCGGCUCUACACCCGAGCUCGAGAAUGAAAUCUUUGAGCAAACUGAGAAGAAACCAGGUGGCUCUGGUCUGAGCUCUUACAAGGAGGAUGCCGAGGGAGCCGCCAAAAGUCUCGACCCCCUUAUGGACGUGGCCAUGAAAAACGUUCCCGACGAGUACAAAUCGUGUUCGCCAGUCUCCGUGAAGGCUACAGCUGGCUUGCGUAUGAUUGGGCCUGAAAUGAGCGAGAAGAUCCUUGAGGCUGUUAGAACUCGUUUGGAAACCGCCUAUCCCUUCCCAGUGGUCUCUAAAGGGAAGGGUGGCGUUGAAAUCAUGGACGGUUCGGAUGAGGGUGUCUAUGCCUGGAUUACCACCAACUAUCUUCUUGGGAAAAUUGGUGGACCUGAUGAAACGCCUACCGCUGCGGUUUUUGACCUAGGUGGUGGCUCCACUCAGAUUGUCUUCCAGCCUACCUUCCCGAAGAGCAAGGCUGGUGGCAUGCCGGAGCACCUCGCUGAAGGCGACCACAAGUACUCGCUUAAAUUUGGGGGACGGGAAUUCGAGUUAUACCAGCAUUCUCACCUGGGCUACGGCCUCAUGGCUGCUCGUGAAUCUAUGCACAAGGCCGUUGUUGAUGCCAAGCUGGCCCAGAGUCCCAAAGACCAAUCGUGGUUGACGCAGCCGAUCUCUAAUCCGUGCAUUGGACCAGGAAUGGAGCGUGAUGUGGUAUUGAAAUACGAAGCAGACCACCCUCUUGGUUCGCAGGUCACGGUCAAAAUGGUUGGACCUAAGGAACAGUCUGCUCCUGCUCAGUGCCGCGCUCUGGCGGAGAAGAUCCUCCGGAAGGAAGCGGACUGCAAAUUGGCACCCUGUUCCUUCAACGGUGUGCACCAGCCAUCUCUCGAGAAGACUUUCUCUCGUGAAGAUGUGUACAUCUUCUCUUACUUCUACGACCGGACUAAGCCGCUAGGCAUGCCCGACUCUUUCACACUAGACGAACUCCACCAACUUACCGCGAAUGUCUGUGGCGGUGAGGACAAGUGGAAGAUAUUCGAGGGCGUUGAGGGUGCUCUUGGAGAAUUGCGUGGCCGUCCUGAGUGGUGUCUGGAUCUCAACUUCAUGCUUGGGCUGUUGCACACAGGCUACGAUAUGCCCCUAUCGCGUGAAGUCAAAGUUGCUAAGAAGAUUAAGGGCAAUGAGUUGGGUUGGUGUCUCGGCGCAAGUUUACCCUUGUUGAGCCAGGAGUCUGGCUGGACAUGCCGUGUUAAGGAGAUCUCAUGA
Aspergillus ruber CBS 135680 is the source of this 1512-nucleotide messenger RNA. RefSeq names its product guanosine diphosphatase. The transcript is spliced from 3 exons. Lineage: Eukaryota; Fungi; Ascomycota; Eurotiomycetes; Eurotiales; Aspergillaceae. Gene Ontology annotation, biological process: nucleoside diphosphate catabolic process; protein N-linked glycosylation. Gene Ontology annotation, molecular function: UDP phosphatase activity; GDP phosphatase activity. The coding region runs from base 1 to 1512 and encodes 503 amino acids. Gene Ontology annotation, cellular component: Golgi apparatus; membrane. The record is from RefSeq and is a predicted model, not a curated record.